AAGAUCAAACCAACAAGAACCCAACAGCCCCCAGAGGCAGCGCUUUUUGCUUUGGGACUUAAUCCCUAAUGAAUCAUUUAUUUUCCUGACCUCAAGCCUCCAUUUGCUUCUUCGACAUCUCCAGGCAUCCUUCCUCAUUUUGCCCUCUGAAAUAUCCUAAUCAAACGUCCUCCAUAGGAUGGCCCUUUGGACACUCUGAGUCUUCUCCUCUCCUGGCUCCAUCCUCAGUUCCUUCCUCUGGUUCUGAGGGUCUCCCCCUCCUUGGCUUGAACUGCUUUCUGUAGUCCCAUCAUGCCCGACUCUUCGUGACCCCAUUUGGGGUUUUCUUGGCAGAGAGAUAGAGUGGUCUGCUAUCGGCUUCUCCAGCUCAUUUGGCAGAUGGUGAAGUGACUUGUCCAGGGUCACACAGCUAAGCAGUGUGUGAGGCCACAUUGAACUCAGGAAGAGGAGUCUUCUUGAUUGCAGACUGGGGCUCUAUCCACUGCGCCACCUUGCUGAGGCUGAGAGGUGAAGCCAUUUGCCUGGUCCUGUCGCCCUUUUCCCAUCCUUCCUCCCCUCCCUCCCUCCACGAUGACGAGCCUGAGCAGCCGAGGUCAGGACUCUUCUGCCGCCCUUCCUGCGGUCACCAGCUGGGUGAAGCCAGGGGUCUGGGCUGGCACUGGGCACCUCCCUUCCCGCCAGUGCCAGGAGGUUCGAGCCUUCCUCAACCUUCUAGAGGACAGCUACCUGCAGCAAUUCUUUGCCACAGAUCUCUGCUUUCAGAUCUCAGAUAAGUAUCUCUUGGCAAUGGCUCUGAUUUAUUUCCAAAGAGCUGGCCUGCAGCUCAGUGAAUAUACCCACAGCAACCUCUUCUUAGCCCUGUAUCUAGCGAAUGACAUGGAGGAAGACAGAGAGGACCCCAAGUAUGAGAUUUUGCCCUGGGCCCUGGGCCAGGGCUGGCGGAAACUUGUGCCCAGCUUCUUGCGCCAGAGAGACCAGCUGUGGGCACGUAUGGGCUAUAGGGCAGCUGUAAGCCGACACUGCUGUGAAGAGGUCAUGGCAAAGGAACCAUCCCAUUGGGCUUGGACAAGGGAGCGACCAAUCCACCAUGGGGGUGCUCAACGAAGCUCCCUCCAGGGGAACCAGAACUGCCCUUCUGUCAUGUCUCAUGUCUCAAACCUCUCUCCACUGGGUUGCUCCGUCUGUGGCUGCUGGGUCCGGUGGGGCCAUUCCCCGUUUCCUCCCAAAGAGCCUUCUCCCAAACAGAACUCCCUUAAACAGUGUCCCCCUCCACCGCAGUCCCCCAAACAGCCUCUUCCUACUCAGUCGCUUCCCACAAUUUCCUUGGCCCCUUGGCCCAGGAACCUUUUCCUUAUCCUCCCUCCAAUGCUGAGACUAGAACCUGGAACCUACACUUUGCAAAAAAGCAGUUCCUGUCUCAGAUUCAAAAUCCUUCACAAUCUGGAUACUAUGAUCUUACUAGAAUGAACCUCGCCUCAUCAUCUCUGUUCUGGCCAUUCAUGCCAGAGCUGGCCACCGCGGUUUCCCCUGGUUCCUGGCAGUCAGUAGGAUAAAGAAGAGUCAGGACCAGCCUGCCGGCCCCUCU
Messenger RNA from Monodelphis domestica (gray short-tailed opossum), 1585 nucleotides. It is a transcript of the gene SPDYC, whose product is annotated as speedy/RINGO cell cycle regulator family member C. Lineage: Eukaryota; Metazoa; Chordata; Mammalia; Didelphimorphia; Didelphidae. Gene Ontology annotation, biological process: positive regulation of cyclin-dependent protein serine/threonine kinase activity. Gene Ontology annotation, molecular function: protein kinase binding. The record is from RefSeq and is a predicted model, not a curated record.